This is a messenger RNA of Cucurbita pepo subsp. pepo (vegetable marrow), 390 nucleotides long. Lineage: Eukaryota; Viridiplantae; Streptophyta; Magnoliopsida; Cucurbitales; Cucurbitaceae. The record is from RefSeq and is a predicted model, not a curated record.
AUGAGGGGGGUGAUGAUGUUUGGAAAGAAGGGUAGACUGAGCCCAAGGUUUAUCUGUCCUUUCGAUGUCCUAGAGACAGUUGGUCCUGUGGCGUACCGACUAGCCUUACCUCCUGCUCUGGCUGCUGUUCACAACAUGUUCCACGUGUCUAUGUUGCGUAAGUACACCCCAGAUUCUUCUCAUGUGAUUGAGUAUGCAAAUAUUCCUUUGAGGGAGGACUUAAGUUACGAGGAGGCGCCCAUCGGGAUUGUAGACACGAAAAUACAUAAGCUUAGAAAUAAGGAAAUAUCGCUUGUCAAGGUGGUAUGGAAUAACCAACGCGUUGAGGAAGCAACUUGGGAGUUAGAGAGCAAGAUGAGGACCAAGUACCCCGUGUUGUUCAGGGAUUAA